UAGAAAGGAUAUGCCCUAUUCUAUGUUGUGGGAGAUCCACAUGUAUCUAAGUAAUAUGACUGAAAGAAAGUCACCUGUACACGUUUGUCAGUAGGGGACAGAUGUGCAAUGCGCCGAUAAUGGACAUUAAGGACUCGUGCAGCGUAAUUCUGACAGCUUACCAUUCUUUCACGCCGUCAAGGAUACCAGUGAUGGAGCAAAGCCUUGAGCCACAGCUUUCUCAGACUACGGGGCAUUCCCCUCUCAACAGGAAAGUGUGCUACCAAAGGAUGGACAGGAUGAUCUCUCAAGACUCGCUGCACCCCCCCUCCUUCAGCCGCUCCGUAUCCCAGGAGUCCCUGGACAGCGCGUCUAUGGAGGAUUACUGGAGUGAGGUGAAGAGCAUCGAGGAGAGUGCAGAGAACAGGCAAGACGAACAUGCAGUGCUCGAGGUCAAGUCAGCUGAUGAGGGGGAGCUGGAGGAGGCUUGGCUUCAGGAAGCAGGGCUGUCCACACUGGUGUCUGGAUCACCCAGGGAAGAGCCUGCCGAGGCCCUCUUCUCAACUCUGACCCGCACGCAGGCUGCUGUUGUCAAAAAGCGCAUUGACAACUACACCCAGAUGCAGCGCAAGAAGAAGCCUGUCAGAGAUGUCCGAGACAUCUUCGCUGUUGAAAACUCCCCACCUGGAGUCUGCCCGGGAGCUGGUUCACCCAAUAGCGCUCCGCUGGCACCCAAGCUGUUUUUCCGGACAACAGGAAGAUUGGAAAGCUGUGCAUCAAACUGCAAGCUGAGCAAAGACAGCCCGUCAUUGCCAGAAGAGUUGAACUUCGAUGUGCCUUACUCGGAGUGUGCUCUUAGGAAAGACUGCCGGAGCAUCCAGAGAAUAAAGAAGGAUGAUGCAACUUUCCCUAAGUUUCUGAUUCGUAAAGCGAAACUUGGGCUCACAGUCGUGGGAGACCUGUCUCAGGAGGAUAUGAAGAAAAUUGGUUACAUCUCGCUGAUCGAGCUAACUGCCUACUUUGAUGCUCUGGGAAUCGAGCUGAAACGAAAUAGGACAGUGAAGAGUAAAGUACGAGAUUAUGGCCUCUUUGGUGUUCCCCUCACAACACUACUUGAGAACGAUCAAAAGAAGUUUCCUGGUUCAAAAGUACCCCUCAUUUUCAAAAAGCUACUGUGCAAGCUGGAGCAAACAGGGUUACAGACUGAAGGAAUCCUCAGAGUGCCAGGGUCCGCCUCAAGAGUGAAGAGUCUCCGUCAAGAGCUGGAAGAAAAGUUCUAUGAAGACACUUUUGAGUGGGAUCUAGUGAGGCACAAUGACGCAGCUGGGCUGCUGAAGAUGUUUAUUAGGGAGCUGCCAUAUCCCUUGCUAACUGUGGAGUAUCUCCCAGCCUUUAUUGCAGUGGAAAAUAUCUCUCCAUCCAAGCUGCAGCUACAAGCCUUGCAUCUCCUUAUAAUGUUGCUGCCUGAACCCAACAGGGACACUCUUAAGGCUUUGUUAGAGUUCCUCAGUAAAGUGGUGGAUAAUGAGGAGAAGAACAGAAUGAGCUUAUGGAAUGUGUCCAUGAUCGUUGCCCCCAACCUCUUCAUGUGCAAAGGCAAAACUGCUAAUCCACAGGAAAUGCAGGAUGCAGCCGGUGCAGCACAUGUUGUGCGAUUGCUCGUGAAGCACCAGGACAUUCUCUGGACAGUUCCAUGCUUUAUGAUCUCCCAGGUUAGAAAAAUGAACGAGGCUGCUAUGAACAAGAAACACCAAGCUUCUGACAAAAGUAAAAAAAAACUGUUGAGACGGUGGAAUGCAGAAAGAGAAAAAACAGAGAGGAGCGAGCUCUAUGAUAUACCUGAAGGAGUGAUACGGGUUCAUGCUCCCCUGCAUGCCAAGGUUUCCAUGGCGAUCCAGCUUGAUAAUGAGACAAAAGCCAGGGACGUUAUGGCUCGAUUUGACUGUGAAAACAGCAGUGGGUCCCGGGGCUCAGUUAGAAGACAGAAACAGUAUCUCUAUGAAGUUGGUGGAAAUAUAGGUGAGCGAUGUCUGGAUCCAGAAACGUAUCUCCUAGAUUUAUACCAUGUGAACCCUCAAUGUGAAUGGAUUUUAAAGCCCAGAACAACAUGAAGCUUUAUGGAAAAGCACAGUCCCCUCUCAUCAAGGAAGCACUAGUUACUGCCCCCUACAGGAAUGUCUGGAUUUCAUGCUAUUGGUUUUGAGGAGAUGAAAGCAACUGAUCAGACACUGGUUUGGAUGCACCAGUAUGAACCACCUGUUUCUAAAGGACCACUAUUUGUG
Messenger RNA from Polyodon spathula (Mississippi paddlefish), 2261 nucleotides. RefSeq names its product Rho GTPase activating protein 28 (gene arhgap28). Gene Ontology annotation, biological process: negative regulation of stress fiber assembly; signal transduction; regulation of small GTPase mediated signal transduction. The record is from RefSeq and is a predicted model, not a curated record. The transcript is spliced from 15 exons. Gene Ontology annotation, molecular function: GTPase activator activity. Gene Ontology annotation, cellular component: cytoplasm. NCBI's taxonomy places the organism in Eukaryota, Metazoa, Chordata, Actinopteri, Acipenseriformes, Polyodontidae. Bases 102 to 2090 code for a protein of 662 amino acids.